Molecule: messenger RNA, 1005 nt
Organism: Penicillium paradoxum
Lineage: Eukaryota; Fungi; Ascomycota; Eurotiomycetes; Eurotiales; Aspergillaceae
Product: putative AT DNA binding protein
Exons: 3
Coding region: 1-1005 (334 amino acids)
Source: RefSeq, a predicted model, not a curated record
AUGUCGAAUCAAUCUGAUAGGCCGUGGACCGAGGAGGACAAGUACACUCUGCUCACCGAGAUCCUCAAGAAAGCUGGAGUUUCUUCAAGCUAUCUAGUCCGCGUGAUUAAUGACCAUGCAAUCAUCCCAAACUGGGAGCAUAUUCCUCUCCCUCAAGGCCGUUCACUCAGCUCGUGCAAAGCGGCCUAUCUCAAUAUGGUCCACCAGUCCGCGCACCCUCCAAUGCACCCAGUGGCUCCGUUUCCACCGAGAUCCGAUAUGACCGGCCCACCAGCCCCAAUUGACUCCAGCGCUAUGCGCAAGCGGCCAUUGUAUCCGUCCGACAAACCGCUACCUCGCGCAAUUCAACCCCGGCCACCUGCGAGCACCGCUUCGUACAGCAGCGAAAGCGGCGCAUCAGCCCAGCUCUCCCCAAGACUGGACACUGGCACCAGCGAGCCACGCCGCAAACGAGGACGACCAAGCAAAGCAGAGACCGAGCGGCGGAAGCUCCUAGCCGAAUCUCGUGGUGAGACCUACCCUGCGCCUCGACGACCGGGGUCUGGCAGACUUAAAAUUCCUCCUUCGCCGACCAGCCCCGCCCCAGGUCCAUCGACAACUCCAUUCCCGCCGGUUCCCCAAGUCUUCCACGGACCAAAGCCAGGCUCAAUGCUCUAUGACACCCCAGCCAUGCGUUCGGCGAUUGCACCACCCGGUCCCAGCCCCACGUCAGCCGAUGAGCGCCGCGAUAUGCCACCCCGUAUGAGCAGCAACAUGCGUGAGCUACCACGGCUAACAGAGAUGGGACAUCCACUUCCUUCACCACAUGCCCUUCAAUUAGGUCCCUCACAUGCCUUCCGGCGACUCAGCAACCCGGCCGAACGGUCCUACAACUUCCCAGCAGACCGGUUUUCCCCGCCGGAGAGUGGUCGCCGUGACUCGGUCACUAGUCGACCCGACCAGCCACCAGGACCAUACCCCGAAGGACGAAUGAACACGGCACCAGCCGAGAAACCUCCACGAUGA